ACAUUCGUAAAGUCGCACUGCACUAGUAUUAAUACCUCCACAAUGCUAAAAUAUAGCUUUGGACGGCUACCAAGGUCACUUUUGCUGAGCCGGGCGCCUUUGGCCCCUUGUGCGCGGUCCACCCAGUUCCCUCCUCGACAGCUGGUGACCCUCGCCUCACGACCACCCCUCAUCAGAGCUCCGCCCGCGCUUCCCCUCUUACGUUCAAACGCCCCUCAUCCCUUCCGAGUUCCCGGAUCCAGGAUCCGUCCUCAGCCUGCCUGCGUCCGUACGGUGUCCUGCUCUGCCUCCGCAUCCACCUCAGGUCCAGGCCACAACCCGGCAGCAAUGGGCAGCAGCUCAGACCCGGAACCAGGCAGCGGAGGAGCACCGCGGGAGAAGGAGGCGGUGGCAGCAUCACCCCGCACCCGGGCCAAGCGAGGCGAUACGGAGGCUGCCGGGAAGAAACCCGGGGCGGGCGCGGCUAAGAAGGGCGCCCGCUCGCGUGCUGAGGUGGCAGCGGAGGGGGAGGGCGCAGGAGCUGCGGCUGGGGCCGAGGAGGAGGGCGCUCCCCCAGCGGCUAAGAAGGCGCGAACGAGCAGGCAGACCAAGGCCAAAGCCGCCAGCGCUGCGCCAGCCGCUGGCGGGGAGGCGGGCGAGCAGCAGCCGCAGGGCGGUGCGGACGCAGCAGCAGCUGCAGCAGAAGCCGCGCCUGCGGCCAAGGCAAAGCCCCAGGCCAGGGGCAAGAAGGGGCAGCAGGCGGAGCCCCUGCCCCAGUACACUGCGGCGCUGCGCAAGCCGCCUCCCCCCGCGGGCGCCCCCGUGGUCAAGCUGCUCAGCUGGAACGUGGCGGGGCUGAGGGGUCUGCUGAAGAAGCAACCCGACGCGCUGUCCCAGCUGGUGGCCCGCGAGGGCGCUGACGUGGUGUGUCUGCAGGAGCACAAGCUGCAGGGGGGGCACACGGACGACAUGGAGACCGCGCUGGGGCUCAAGGGCUGGUCGCACUACUGGGCCUGCUCCACCACCAAGCUCGGCUACUCGGGCGUGUCCAUACACACCCGCCAGCCGCCCCUCUCCGUCACCGUGGGUUUCGGAGGCCGACCCGCUCCAGGCAGCCCCGCCGCCGCCGCCGCCCGGGCCUCCGCCACCGCCGCCGCGGAGGCCGGGGCUGAGGAACCGGAUCCGGAGCACGAGGGCGAGGGGCGCGUGCUGACCGCCGAGCUGCCGCAGGCCUACGUGGUGAGCGUGUACGUGCCCAACAGCGGCGAGGGGCUGAAGCGGCUGGACUACCGAGUGGGGCGGUGGGAUGGGGCGCUGGCGGCGUAUGUGCGGUCGCUGGAGGCGCGUGGGAAGCCGGUGAUUGUGACGGGCGACCUGAACUGCGCGCACCAGGAGAUUGACAUCCACGCGCCCAAGACCAACCUUCGCUCGGCGGGCUUCACAGUGGAGGAGCGCGAGAGCUUCGGGCGGCUGCUGCUGGGGGAGGUGGGCCUGGUGGACACCUUCCGGCGCCUCUUCCCCAACACAGUGGGCUACACCUACUUCACACGCCGCUUCAACUGCAGGGAGAAAAACAAGGGGUGGCGUCUGGACUACUUCCUCACCUCCGCCUCCUUGAUGCCUUGGGAGGCAGGAGCAGGCGGGGAGAAGGGUGCGGCGGAGGCGGGGAGCGAGGGGGCCCAGGCUGCGGCUCCUGCUCCCGUUCCCCCUCCUGCAACGCAGUGGCGAGUGUACGACAGCUGGAUCCUGCAGGACGUGUACGGCUCUGAUCACCUGCCGCUGGGGCUUACCCUGGUGGCGGAGGAGGAGGGGCAGUAGCAGUAGCAGGAUGGAACAUGGAGUGGGACGUAUGGGGGACAGGAGGAGCAGUGGUGCGAGGUGGGGGUGGGCGGCGCAUGCGGCGGUAUUAAUGUGGGCACCGCCUGGGGCAUGCAGCCGGCCGGUGAUGUCUGAUGUGUACGGCAGUCGUUACGGUAUCAAUGCAGUGUGGUGUGCGUACGGUGCUUCAAGCCAUGAUGUGGCCGUGAAGGUGCGCGGUUUAAAGGUGGCCAGGUAUCACUAUUGACUUCGCCCGGUAGUCAAGGGCGAAUGUAUUGGAGGCCUUAUUACGCCGAGGACCCAGGAUGUUGCAGCCAACGUGCGCACACUUUUGACACUUAUGUUGGGGUUUGAACGUGCAUGGCUCAGUCUUCGCUUGGGUAGCAGGUUGCUUUUGUAGGGUAUUUGUUUUAGUCAUAGUGCUAAUUAUCGCCUUUUCCUAGUUUACAUCGCUUCGACUUAAGACGCAGCAUCACCUGGGCAUGCAGUUGAUGCAGGGCCGUGUCCAUGCGAUGCGGCCCAGCACUCUCUCCGGAGAUAUGGAUACCUCACACCCCCUUUCCUCUGGUCCGUGCAAGGUGCACUUGUCUUUCAAUUGCGCCCGUCUCAGAGCCCAACGCCUGGAACCGGAAUUCUUCCCCAAAUCUUGUGACCCAUGGGUCGUUUUCCAUUGGAUGCCCCCAAUGGUCAGCAUGCCCAGGCAAAGCUUCGCGAACCCAUCUGGUUUGCCGCACAAGCCUACCGCAUAGUGGCGAUGUUCAUGUCGUUUUGCUGCUGUAAAAAAUCAAUUUUUCAAA
Astrephomene gubernaculifera is the source of this 2594-nucleotide messenger RNA. NCBI's taxonomy places the organism in Eukaryota, Viridiplantae, Chlorophyta, Chlorophyceae, Chlamydomonadales, Astrephomenaceae. The record is from the annotation of a GenBank genome assembly.